AUGGAAAACUUCACUGCGGUAGACAAACUUGAGCCUGAUCAGCCCAAAGGUGGUGGCCGCACGGGAGGGUUAGUGGUACGAAGAGACAAGGGUGAAGAUGAUAUCGUUUUUAAGCAACCACAAGUAUCGUUGCUGGGACUGGAUAAGCUCGCCGCUGCUCGGCGUGCACAGCAGAAAAAGGCAAGCAAACUUUCCUUCUACGGUCACGACGCUGAUGAUGGUGAUGAUGCAGACGAUAGAUCAUCCGAGAGCAAACGAAAGGAUCGUCAUCAUUCUUCGUCCCGAAAGCAUCGUGAUUCGGAGGAUAGGCGUGAUCGAGAGAGUAGUGAGCAUCGUAAAAGAAGCAAACGAGAGGAAGAGGAUUAUCAUCGUUCGCGAAAGUAUCGUGAGCGUGCCGUUGAGACACCGUCCUACAGUGGCGGUGUAAGUGACGUCGCUCGACAGAAACUGUCCAGCAAAGAAAAGGCUGAGUAUGACGCAUACCGGAAGAAGGGUAGCCUGUUUGCCACCUCGAAGGGUGAAGAUAGGAGACGGGAGAAGUAUCGUCCAUCCAGUGUACGAUCGGGGUCGGAAUCAAGGAGAAGCACAUUCUCGAGGUACGAACCAAGUACACCAAGAAGUAGACACCGUUCGAAGCAACCGUCUAGCUCGAAUUGGACAGACGAUGAAGAUGACGAGGGAGCACCGUCCGGGCCACGCUCUUCGUGGGACUUCCCCACACCGAAACCAUUCGCCGGUACCGAAUUUACCGAGGCGGAUCGUGAGCAGUGGAAGGAGGAACAGCUCCGGCUGGAUCGCGAAUGGUACGGCAGCGAUGACGAACGGCAGAUGAACGAGUUUUCCGAACUCAACUCGCAGUAUCUGCAGCAGCGCGAACAACAGCAACAAUCGCGCAACAAUCGGCGCAUUUCCGCCCAACAGCGGCAAAUUAACAAAGACAACGAGCUGUGGGAAAAGAACCGGCUGCUUACGUCCGGAGUGGUAAUGUCCGUGAACGUUAACGAAGAUUUCGACGAGGAAGCGCUGGAAAGGGUACACUUGCUGGUUCAUCAUACUGUGCCACCGUUUUUGGAUGGAAGAAUAGUCUUUACGAAGCAGCCGGAACCGGUCGUUCCGGUCCGAGAGCCAACGAGUGAUAUGGCAAUAAAUGCACGCAAAGGAAGUGCACUGGUAAGGACUUUUCGUGAGUUGAAGGAGCGUAAACGAGCACAGGCAAAGCACUGGCAGUUGGGCGGUACGAAGCUGGGUAAUAUUAUGGGAGUAGCGAAGGACAAGGAUGAGCAGGAUCCGGCCGAAGGGGAUGAUGAGUCGUACGAUUCGCGGAAGGAUCAAAAGUACGCUGAUCACAUCGGUGGUGAGAAGGGUGAUUUUGGACCGCGCCGCAAGACUAUUCAGCAGCAGCGCCGUUCUCUGCCUGUGUUUGCGGUUCGGCAAGAUUUGUUGAACAUCAUCCGGGAGAACUCCAUCAUCAUUAUUGUAGGCGAAACGGGUAGUGGUAAGACAACCCAACUGACACAGUACCUUCACGAGGAUGGAUACAGUCGGCACGGCAUGAUCGGAUGUACCCAGCCGCGUCGUGUAGCGGCCAUGUCCGUAGCGAAGCGUGUUUCGGACGAAAUGGAUUGCGCCCUUGGACAGGAGGUAGGUUACGCGAUUCGAUUCGAAGAUUGUACCUCGGAAGCAACCGUUAUCAAGUACAUGACGGACGGUAUUUUGCUGCGCGAAAGCUUACGCGACAAGGAACUGGACGGAUACAGCGUAAUAAUUAUGGAUGAAGCUCAUGAACGUUCCCUGUCAACGGAUGUGUUGUUCGGGUUGCUGCGUGAAAUCGUUGCUAAGCGACGCGAUUUGAAACUGAUCGUCACAUCCGCCACUAUGGAUGCUGGGAAAUUUUCAAACUUUUUCGGCAACGUACCAACGUUUACCAUCCCCGGACGAACGUUUCCGGUGGAUGUGUUUUACGCGAAGAACGUGUGUGAAGAUUACGUCGACGGAGCGGUAAAGCAGGUGCUACAGAUACAUCUGCAACCGACCGAAGGUGACAUACUGGUGUUUAUGCCCGGUCAGGAGGAUAUCGAAGUAACCUGUGAGGUGCUAGCGGAACGGUUGGGAGAAAUCGACAAUGCACCGGCCCUGUCCAUUCUGCCCAUCUACUCACAGCUUCCGUCCGAUUUGCAAGCAAAAAUCUUUCACCGUUCUUCGGACGGCACCCGCAAAUGCGUCGUGGCAACGAACAUUGCGGAAACAUCACUCACCGUCGACGGUAUUGCGUACGUGAUCGAUUCCGGUUACUGUAAGCUGAAAGUGUACAAUCCGCGCAUCGGUAUGGACGCACUGCAGAUCUAUCCAAUUUCGCAAGCGAACGCCAAUCAGCGCUCCGGUCGUGCUGGUCGUACAGGCCCCGGGCAAGCAUUCCGUCUGUACACCGAGCGACAGUACAAGGAUGAACUAUUGCAUUUGACCGUACCGGAAAUUCAACGAACAAAUUUGGCCAACACGGUGCUGCUGCUCAAAUCGCUCGGUGUGAGCGAUUUGCUACAGUUCCACUUUAUGGAUCCACCUCCGCAGGAUAAUAUUCUUAACUCGCUUUAUCAGCUUUGGAUUUUGGGAGCGUUGGAUCAUACAGGAGCACUAACGCCUUUGGGUCGUCAGAUGGCGGAAUUUCCGCUCGAUCCACCACAGUGUCAGAUGCUGAUCGUUGCUAACGAGAUGGGCUGUAGUGAGGAGAUUCUGAUCAUUGUAUCGAUGCUUUCCGUACCAUCGAUCUUCUAUCGUCCCAAAGGACGCGAGGAGGAAGCGGAUAGUGUGAGAGAAAAGUUCCAAGUGCCCGAAUCGGACCAUCUGACGUACCUGAAUGUAUACCAGCAGUGGAAAAUGAACAAAUAUUCUGGCUCCUGGUGUAACGAGCACUUUAUCCACGUAAAAGCAAUGCGCAAAGUGCGCGAAGUUCGUCAACAGCUUAAAGACAUCUACAGUCAACAGCAGCGCCUAACACUUAAAUCCUGCGGCACGGACUGGGAUGUGGUACGUAAGUGUAUCUGUUCCGCCUAUUUUUACCAAGCCGCUCGCCUCAAGGGUAUCGGUGAGUAUGUAAAUCUACGUACCGGGAUGCCUUGCCAUCUGCAUCCUACGUCGGCACUGUACGGACUCGGUACUACACCGGAUUAUGUCGUGUACCAUGAGCUGAUAAUGACGGCAAAAGAGUAUAUGCAGUGUGCUACAGCCGUCGACGGUUACUGGUUGGCCGAGCUUGGUCCAAUGUUUUUCUCGGUCAAGGAAACGGGCAAAAGUGGACGCGACAAGCGACGGCAAGCGGUUGAGCAUCAGAACGCGAUGGAGGUGCAGAUGGCUGAAGCUCAGCAGCAGAUGGAACAGCGCAAGCAGGAUGAGGAAAAGCACAAGUUUACCAUCAAGCAGGAGAUUGUAACUCCGGGAGCCACGCCACGUCGUACGCCGGCAAGAAUAGGGUUGUAGGAUAAAAUA
Messenger RNA from Anopheles maculipalpis, 3483 nucleotides. Its product is annotated as pre-mRNA-splicing factor ATP-dependent RNA helicase PRP16. Bases 1 to 3474 code for a protein of 1157 amino acids. The record is from RefSeq and is a predicted model, not a curated record. Gene Ontology annotation, biological process: mRNA splicing, via spliceosome. Gene Ontology annotation, molecular function: RNA binding; ATP binding. The transcript has 4 exons. Gene Ontology annotation, cellular component: intracellular anatomical structure; spliceosomal complex. Lineage: Eukaryota; Metazoa; Arthropoda; Insecta; Diptera; Culicidae.